Molecule: messenger RNA, 1377 nt
Organism: Trypanosoma brucei brucei TREU927
Lineage: Eukaryota; Euglenozoa; Kinetoplastea; Trypanosomatida; Trypanosomatidae
Product: C-14 sterol reductase, putative
Exons: 1
Coding region: 1-1377 (458 amino acids)
Biological process (GO): sterol biosynthetic process
Cellular component (GO): endoplasmic reticulum membrane
Molecular function (GO): oxidoreductase activity, acting on the CH-CH group of donors, NAD or NADP as acceptor
Source: RefSeq, a predicted model, not a curated record
AUGCCGCCACGGAGCCGCAAGGGUACAAAAUCUCGCUCCGCAUCGCCUGCACCUCGGACGCCCGGGAGGACUAAAAAGAGUCCCGUCACUCCCAGAACUAAAACACCAGUGACGAAUAAAAACCGCUCCUACGAGUGGGGAGGCCCUCUGGGAGCACUUGGGAUGGUGGUGCUUCUGCCGCUCACAGUUAUUGGUCUCAAUGUCUUGUGCUCAGAAAAUUCGUGUAGUGUGCAUAAUGUAUGGGACCUUCCCGCAAUGAUAUUGUUGGCAUUGGAUGUGGGAGUGCCGCGAUUGGUACUGGCACUUGGUGUCGAGUUGUUGUGGAUGGCAUUUCAUGCACUUCUUUACAUUACUCCGGUUGGAAAGCAAGUGAAGGGUGUGAAACUCUCUGAUGGAACAUGUCUCACGUACAAUAUCAACGCGUUGCAUGUGUUCACACUUGUACAUGCUAUUUUGGGUAGUAUGCACUACGCUGAUGUGAUUCGUCUAGCCUGGCUGGCUGACAUGUUUAUGCCACUCAUGGUGGCUGCCAUCAUCAUUUCUGUUUUUAUGAGCAUCGUGCUAUACGUCGCUUCCUUCCGCUCUUCUCAGGUGUCGUUUUCCCCCGGAGGAAACACUGGAAACUACUUAUACGAUUUCUGGGUUGGCCGUGAGCUCAAUCCACGUACGGGUUCGCUUGACUGGAAGUUUAUGUGUGAACUGCGUCCCGGUCUCAUUGGUUGGAGCGUCCUGAAUUGGGCAUUUGUGGCAAAAGCGAUGGAGGUCGGUACAUGCUCGCCCAGCAUUAUUGUGGUUGCCCUGCUAGAGUCUUUCUAUGUGUUGGACGGGCUUCUUUAUGAAGAGGGAAACCUCACCAUGAUGGACAUCGUGCAUGAUGGUUUUGGGUUUAUGCUGUGCUUCGGCGAUUUGGCGUGGGUACCUUUCACUUAUACACUGAAAGCAAAGUUCCUGGCUUAUCAUGCCUCGCAGCUGAGCUACAUGCACGUAGGCAUUUGCGCUGCGGUGGCGCUUGUUGGCUACGCUGUGUUUCGUGGCUCAAACAAUCAAAAAAGUCGUUUUCGACAAAAUCCAAAAGAUCCAGCGAAUGCGGCGCUGAAGGUUAUGCAUACGUCCAGCGGCAAAUCGCUGAUUGUGUCGGGCUACUGGGGCGUGUGCCGCCAUCCGAAUUAUGUAGGGGAUUGGCUUAUGACCCUUUCAUGGUCAGCACUUACGGGGUUUACGGAACCACUGCCAUACUUUCAGCCAGUGUAUUUUGCUCUGCUUUUGAUUCACCGCCAAUUGAGGGACGAAGAGCAGAUGCGUGAAAAGUAUGGUGCAGAAGAUAUGCACAAAUUCCAUAGAAUAGUUCGUUAUCGCUUGAUCCCAUACGUCUAUUAG